Molecule: messenger RNA, 1665 nt
Organism: Geodia barretti
Lineage: Eukaryota; Metazoa; Porifera; Demospongiae; Tetractinellida; Geodiidae
Source: the annotation of a GenBank genome assembly
AUGGAUGCCCUGCGUGAUCUGCCCUACCAGGACCUGGGUUACGCCAGGCUGGACCACCACCGGCCCCUGCGGACGGGUUGGCCGGAGGUCGUACUGGCGGAAGGGAAGACCCGGGAACAGGUUGCCGGGAUCGUGUUCGCGAUGGCCGGAAGAGGCCAUCCCGUGCUGGUCACGCGCGCCGCGCUCGAGGUUUACGAGGCCGUCGUCGCUGACGUUCCGACCGCGCGUUACAACGAGUUGGCGCGCUGCAUCGUGGUACCGGAAAUCGCGGUACCGGAAAGCGUGGUCCCGGAAGAGGGAUCGAGAGGGCCGGCGGACCUGGGCCUGCUGAUCGUCACCGGCGGUACCGCCGACCUGCCGGUGGCGGAAGAGGCCGCGCUGACGGCGGAGAUCAUGGGAUGUCAGGCCGCCCGGCUUAACGACGUCGGCGUGGCGGGCCUGCAUCGCCUGCUGGCCCAGCGGCAACGGCUGCAGGAAGCGCGGGUUAUCAUCGUGGUCGCGGGGAUGGAGGCAGCGUUGGCGAGCGUGGUGUCGGGGUUGGUAUCGGCGCCGGUGAUCGCGGUGCCCACCAGCGUUGGAUACGGGGCAAGUUUCCAGGGGUUGGCGGCGCUGCUGGGGAUGCUGAACUCCUGCGCUCCGGGGAUAGGCGUGGUGAACAUCGACAACGGGUUCGGAGCCGGCUACCUAGCCGCGCAGAUCUGCCGAAUGCCCGAGGCGAGCGCGGAUCCCGGUGCAGCGGUUGCUCGCGAGGGGACUGGGUUGAACGGGCGGAGAUGGUUGCUGCUGGGACUGCUGACCGUAGCGGUAUUCGGCGGCCUGUUGGCGUACGGGGAUUUUCGGCAGGUUGGCAGGGUGCUGUUCGACUCUCCGGCUGCAUACGCCGGAUUCGCGGCGGCGGCGGGCCUGGCCGUGGUCAACUACGGGUUGCGUUACCUCCGAUGGUCCAUGUACCUGCACGCGCUCGGGAUCAACGUACCGGCUUCGGUGAGCGCCCCGGUAUUCGUGGCGGGGUUGGCCCUGUCGAUCACGCCGGGCAAAGUCGGCGAACUGCUGAAGAGCGUGUGGCUCAACCAGCGGACGGGCGUACCCGUACCGGCGUCCGCGCCCGCGGUGGUGAUGGAGCGGCUGACGGACGUUAUCUCCGUCGCCCUACUGGGGACUGACCGGCGUGCUGCUGUUGCCCACGGCGAUCGCGUUGACGGUUGGCGCCCUGCUGUUGAUCGGGCUGGCUGUUGGGCUGCUGGCGGCGUCACGUCGCAGGACGGGCUGCGUCGCCUGAUGUCGCCCCGGCUGCUGGCGGCGGCGGUGGCGUUGGGCUUCCUGGCGUGGGCGGCCGAGGGUUUGGCGCUAUGGGUAAUCAUCGUCGGGUUGGGUGACUCGGUGGCCCUUGGUGUCGCGCUCCCGGUAUCAGCGGUGGCGGCCUUAGUGGGCGCGGUUACCGCGCUGCCGGGCGGGCUGAUUGGAUUUGAGGGCAGCAUGGUGGCGCUCCUGGGACAGGCCGGCCUGCCGGCGGCGACGGCGGCGUUGGCGACCCUGCUGACCCGGUUGGCCACCCUGUGGCUGGCGGUGAUCGUUGGCGGGUUGGCCUGGCUGUGGCUGGUCCGCACCGGGAGGAGCAGUGCAACCGCAGUGGCGACCGACGCGGGGGCAUCCGGUCAGCCAUGA